AUGCCACAGAUUAUAGGACACAGGGCCUACAGAGGCAAGUACCCAGAAAACACGCUGCUGGCGUAUGACAAGGCGUACGAGGCCGGCGUCGACAUGAUCGAGACGGAUAUCCAGAUGUCGGACGACGGCGUCGUGGUGAUUAAUCAUGACAUGGACACAGGCCGUAUGUACGACCGCAGCAUGUCUAUCGCGGACACCGAGUGGCGCAAGCUGCAGAAACUGCGCCUUGCAAGCCACCCGGAUAUCGGAAUGCUAUCGUUGCGUGAUGCGCUCCUGUGGCUCAUGAAGCACGACAAUGUCAAGCUGCUGCUGGACGUCAAGGCGACCAACAAAAGACUCAUCCUAGUGCGCGCUGUCGACGAGAUGCUGUCUCUCGUUGACGACCUCGACUACUGGCGUUCGCGUAUCCUGUUCGGGCUGUGGCAGCUGGACUGGUUCGAGUAUGGCGUCUCCACCACCAUCCUCCGUGGCUUCCCCCUAGUGUACAUCGGCCUGUCGCUUGACCAGGCUGCCGAGUUCCUCGACUACUCCGAGACUCUAGCGCACCCGGACUACCGCCUGCACGCCGUCAGCCUGCAUCAUGUCGCCACAUGGGCUCCGGAGUUCCACGCCGAGUGGCAGCGCUUCCAGCGCAGCGGCAUCCAGCUCUUUCUCUGGACCGUCAACAGCGCGCUGGACACCAAGUACCUGGCCCACGUGCCCGUCGCCGGUGUCGUCACUGACGUCCCCGUCGACAUGUCCCACGACACCAAGAAGUGGCCGCGCAAGGACUCACCGCUGACUCCCCCAAGCAUCAUGACCCGCGAGGGUCUCAGGUUCCACUUCUUCCUGGCCGUCUACAGAGUCGCUCGCGCUCUGACCACCUCUUCCUGGGCCAAACGUCCGAUUUUCGGGCCCUAUUCUGUUAACUUGAUCUGUAUCAUAUUACUGCGUCGCAUACACUUCAUCUAG
This is a messenger RNA of Eremothecium gossypii ATCC 10895, 951 nucleotides long. It is a transcript of the gene PGC1, whose product is annotated as phosphatidylglycerol phospholipase. The record is from RefSeq and is marked provisional. Gene Ontology annotation, biological process: lipid metabolic process. Gene Ontology annotation, molecular function: phosphoric diester hydrolase activity. The coding region runs from base 1 to 951 and encodes 316 amino acids. The transcript has a single exon. NCBI's taxonomy places the organism in Eukaryota, Fungi, Ascomycota, Saccharomycetes, Saccharomycetales, Saccharomycetaceae.